Octodon degus (degu) is the source of this 5058-nucleotide messenger RNA. It is a transcript of the gene Usp8, whose product is annotated as ubiquitin specific peptidase 8. Lineage: Eukaryota; Metazoa; Chordata; Mammalia; Rodentia; Octodontidae. Gene Ontology annotation, molecular function: cysteine-type deubiquitinase activity. Gene Ontology annotation, biological process: endosome organization; protein K63-linked deubiquitination; protein K48-linked deubiquitination. Bases 185 to 3430 code for a protein of 1081 amino acids. The record is from RefSeq and is a predicted model, not a curated record. Gene Ontology annotation, cellular component: postsynaptic density; extrinsic component of endosome membrane; cytosol. The transcript has 19 exons.
GCAAUGCAAAUCGGGAAAAAGAGGCCGAGCCGGCUGGGUUCCGUCAGGGUAACGACUGCCGCGGCUCCCUCGGGCGGUGGGCGAUGGGCCUCGGGUGCGCAGGCGGGCGCUAGCGGGUCGGCCGGCGCGUGGAAAGAACUAUUUUGUAUCCAUUCUGAAAGUGGAAAAGUUAAGAUUGUUCAUCAUGCCUGCUGUGGCUUCAGUUCCUAAAGAACUCUACCUCAGUUCAUCACUAAAAGACCUCAAUAAGAAGACAGAAGUUAAGCCAGAGAAAAUAAGCACUAAGAGUUAUGUGCACAGUGCUCUGAAAAUCUUCAAGACAGCAGAAGAAUGCAGGCUAGAUCGUGAUGAGGAAAGGGCCUAUGUGCUCUAUAUGAAAUAUGUGACUGUUUAUAACCUUAUCAAAAAAAGACCUGAUUUCAAGCAACAACAGGAAUACUUUCACUCAGUACUCGGUCCUGCAAACAUCAAGAAAGCUAUUGAAGAAGCUGAAAGACUCUCUGAAAGCCUUAAACUGAGAUAUGAAGAAGCUGAAGUUCGGAAAAAGCUGGAGGAGAAAGACAGACAGGAAGAACAGCUACAGCAGCAGAGGCGGCAGGAAGCUGGAAGAGAGGAGGGUAGCACAACGGCCAGAGGCGCUCCAGUGAAUGUAUUGGACUCCCAGGACAGGCCACAAAGGAUCAAUGGUGAAAAGAGUGAAAAAAAAGAAACUGCAGAGAAAGGUGUGAUCACAGCAAAGGAACUGUAUGCAAUGAUGACGGAUAAAAGUGUCAGCUUGCUGAUAAUGGAUGCGCGAAGAAUGCAGGAUUACCGGGAUUCCUGUAUUGUGGAUUCUCUCUGUGUUCCUGAAGAAGCCAUCAGUCCGGGAGUCACUGCUAGUUGGAUUGAAGCGAACCUCCCAGAGGACUCUAAGGACACAUGGAAGAAGAGGGGGAAUGUGGAUUAUGUGGUGCUUCUUGACUGGUUUAGUUCGGCAAAAGAUUUACAGCUUGGAACAACUCUCCAGAGUCUGAAAGAUGCGCUUUUCAAGUGGGAAAGCAGGGCUGUCCUGCGCAGCGAGCCCUUGAUUUUAGAGGGAGGCUAUGAAAACUGGCUCCUUUGCUAUCCCCAGUACACAACAAACGCUAAAGUCACUCCACCCCCACGAGGCAAGAACGAAGAGGUGUCUAUCUCAUUGGAUUUCACUUACCCGUCAUUGGAAGAAUCAGUUCCUUCCAAGCCUCCUGCUCAGAUGCCGCCUCCUCUGGAAGCAGAUCAAAAUACGGAACUGACAGAUAAUCAAGGAGGACUGAGUAUGUCAGUGCCAGCCGAGCCAGUUGCUGCUCCCAGAGCUAAUGUCUCACCCACAGUUCAGCCAGUGCCUAUUAUAAAGAAUGUCCCACAGAUCGAUCGGACCAAAAAGCCAGCAGUCAGAGUGCCUGAAGAGCAUAGAGUAAAAUCAGAGAGCACGGACCACGAGCAGCAGUCUCCACAGAAUGCAAAAGCCAUCCCCGACCGCUCUAUCAAGCCAUCGUUUCCCUCUGCAGCUGCUGUGCUAACAGACGAAGAGAAAGUGCGGAUUCACGCAGAAGCCGCUCUGCUCAUGGAGAAAAGCAAGCAGGAGAAAGAGCUUCGCGAAAGGCAGCAAGAGGAACAGGAGAAGCUGAGGAAGGAAGAACAAGAACAAAAAGCCAGAAAGAAACAAGAAGCUGAAGAAAAUGAAAUCCCAGAAAGUCAACAAAAAGCAAAAGAAGAAAUGGAGAAGAGAGAAGGUGAACAAGCCAAGAAGGAAGAUAAAGAAACCUCAGCAAAGAGAGGCAAAGAAACAACAGGAUUAAAAAGACAGAGUAAAAGUGAACAUGAAACUUCCGAUGCCAAGAAGUCUGUGGACGACAGGGGGAAACGCUGCCCGACUCCAGAAGCACAAAGAAAGCCCUUGGGCGACGUCCCCACGCCUGUGCCGGGAGAUGCAGGCUCGGGCAAGGCUCAGCGGGAGCCUUUGACGAGAGCACGGAGUGAAGAGAUGGGGAGAAUCGUCCCAGGACUGCCUUCCGGCUGGGCCAAGUUUCUGGACCCGAUCACCGGAACCUUCCGUUAUUACCACUCACCCACCAACACUGUCCACAUGUACCCACCAGAAAUGGCGCCUUCCUCUGCUCCUCCUUCCACCCCACCGACUCACAAAGCCAAGCCCCAGGUUCCUGCUGAGCGGGACAGGGAGCCAUCCAAACUGAAGCGCUCCUACUCCUCCCCCGACAUCGCCCAGGCCGUGCAGGAAGAGGAGAGGAGGAAGCCCACGGUGACGCCAGCCGUGAAUCGGGAGAACAAGCCAGUGUGCUACCCCAAAGCCGAGAUCUCAAGGCUGUCUGCCUCUCAGAUUCGCAAUCUCAAUCCUGUCUUUGGUGGCUCUGGACCAGCCCUCACGGGACUUCGGAACUUAGGCAAUACAUGCUACAUGAACUCGAUCCUACAGUGCCUGUGCAAUGCCCCCCAUCUGGCUGACUAUUUCAACCGGAACUGCUAUCAGGAUGAUAUUAACAGGUCCAAUUUGUUGGGGCAUAAAGGAGAAGUGGCAGAAGAGUUUGGUAUAAUCAUGAAAGCACUGUGGACAGGACAGUAUAGGUACAUCAGCCCCAAAGACUUUAAAGUUACCAUUGGGAAAAUCAACGACCAGUUUGCAGGAUACAGCCAGCAGGAUUCACAGGAACUGCUGCUCUUCCUCAUGGACGGUCUCCAUGAAGACCUAAAUAAAGCUGAUAACCGGAAGAGGCAUAGAGAAGAAAACAAUGAUCACCUCGAUGACUUCAGAGCUGCAGAACACGCUUGGCAGAAACACAAGCAGCUCAAUGAAUCUAUUAUCGUUGCACUUUUUCAGGGUCAGUUCAAAUCCACGGUACAGUGCCUCACCUGUCACAAAAAGUCCAGGACAUUUGAGGCCUUCAUGUAUCUGUCUCUACCACUAGCAUCCACAAGUAAAUGUACACUACAGGAUUGCCUUAGAUUAUUUUCCAAAGAAGAAAAACUCACAGAUAACAACAGAUUUUACUGCAGUCAUUGCAGAGCUCGGCGGGAUUCUCUCAAAAAGAUAGAAAUCUGGAAGUUGCCACCUGUGCUCUUGGUGCAUCUGAAACGUUUCUCCUACGAUGGCAGGUGGAAACAGAAGUUACAAACCUCUGUGGACUUUCCUCUAGAAAAUCUUGACUUGUCACAGUAUGUUAUUGGUCCAAAGAACAGUUUGAAGAAAUACAAUUUGUUUUCUGUUUCAAAUCACUACGGCGGGCUGGAUGGAGGCCACUACACUGCUUACUGUAAAAACGCGGCGAGACAGCGGUGGUUUAAGUUCGAUGAUCACGAAGUUUCUGACAUCUCUGUUUCUUCUGUGAAGUCGUCGGCGGCGUACAUUCUCUUUUAUACUUCCCUGGGACCACGAGCAGCCGACCUAGCCACAUAAGGAGACGUGGGCGACGAGUUAGUUAGGUUCUCAAAGGCGGGGCAGCGCAGCUCCCGAACUGCCAACGGGGCGGGGCUGGCUGUGGAGAGGGUUCUGGCCUGGGAGCGUGUUCUCAGCACUCUCUCUCAGCAGAGGCCAGUGCUGUCACCAGAACUGACAGGCAGCGUUAGCAGUGCCGCGGGAGGCGCCCCUGCAGGUAACAGUUACUUCAAAACAAUGUUUUUAGUCUGCUCCAAAGUUAAAGUAAUUACCUAGCAAAGUAUUACCAUACUACUGGUUGAAGAACCACUGUAACCUUCAUUUUCCUUUUCACUGUUCCGGCCUUUUCACAUUUCUAACCCGGCUUGAUCUGCUACGUACGCUAGAGUGGUGGAGAACAGGCAGGAAUGUAUGUGUACGGAUUUAUUGCACACUUGCACAUCAGAGCGAUGUACAUAGUUUAACGUGUUCUUUCUGUGAAGCCUUGAGCUCAGAGGGCUGCGUUUUAGUUUGGUUUUCUUUUUUCUUUUUUUGGCCUCUCCCAAGUAACUGCAGUGCUUUCUUAGGGAAACGACAGGGCAAAGCUAUUUUUCUGUUGGCUUUGGGCUGUAUUUGUGCACUAAAUCUUUAUUCUAAAAAAUAAACUUUCUUUAAUUUUUUAAAAAUGAGAAUCUCAUUACAUUAAAAUAUUAAUGAGAAAAAUAAUUUAAAACCCUAUAAGUGUUCUGUCUUUAAUGAUAUAUAAACAGUCUAGGACGGUAAAGCCUAUGGUGGUUUUACGGUCUCAGUUUCCUCAUUCGUAAAACGUACAGAUACUUCCACUGCUAAAAUUCUGAGUCUUUGAUUUGAAAUAAAAGAUUUUAGACGUUGGUACAUUUUGGUAUUCGUGAGGACCACGUUCAUCAUGGGGAAUGUGCGCCUGUACGUAGAUCCCUUUAUCCUCAUCCCCCACUGGGUUUUAGAUCUAGACUGCCUGUGCACACACGCUCGCUACACCGCCCCCAUCUGUAGCCCAUCACUCUGGUUCUAAGUUCAGUUCCCCGGUCCUCCCGAAUCAGGAUUCCGCCCCUAUGGCGCCAGCGCCGUGUGCAGCAUUUAGGAUCCUCAGCAAACGGAUGAGGGUAAAACCACCUAGACUCCUCCUCCUCUGUCGGUCAGCGGGCCUGGAGUUGGGCCUGACCGCAGAGCCGCUGUCUCCGAAGGCCGUGCAACACGGGCACAGGGGUCCUCGCACUGACCUUGGAGACUGGUCACUACACAUGACGUCACUGAAACCUGCCCGUAAGAUUACCAGGAUGCCUGCAUGCGGGCCCCAUAAGUGUACCUUGGAGAGGACCACGCCCAGGCUGGAAUGGUAAAGCUGACACUGUUUUGUGUUGCGAGCUACUUGAAAGGAUGUUGGAAUCUUGGCUAAAUUACUGUCAGCUGAAUGUUUUCGGGCCACAUUCAGCAGCUGACCAAACUGAACAAACAAGAUCUUUUUCAGUGCAGAGAUCAAACCCAAGGUCUUCCGCCUGUGCUAGGCAAGUGCUCCAUCACCGGCGGUGAUGAUGGAGGACAGCUCUGUGAGGGAUCUUUAGAAAAUCUUUGGUUCAGGAGGGGCCAGGGAGAUGGCUCAGUGGAAUAAGUGCUUCCCUGGCAAGCAUAAG